Molecule: messenger RNA, 740 nt
Organism: Gossypium raimondii (Peruvian cotton)
Lineage: Eukaryota; Viridiplantae; Streptophyta; Magnoliopsida; Malvales; Malvaceae
Exons: 1
Coding region: 167-631 (154 amino acids)
Source: RefSeq, a predicted model, not a curated record
UUUCAUUUUCCAUUUUCCUUCUCUCUGAUUAUCCUUUUUUCUCUCAUCUUAAUUUCCGGGAAACUCUCUUUUCCCCUUUCUAAAUUCUCUUCUCAGCAAACUCUUUUUCCCCCCGAGAAAAUCAGUAGUUCAGUACCCUUUUUUUUGCUUAAAAAAGCACUAAAAAAUGGAUGAUUCAAUCGGCAGUACUAGUACAACUUUGCAUAUCAGAAAAACACCCAAAAAAUCCAAAUCCAAGAAGAACAGUAAGCAAAUCAAAGUAGUGUACAUAUCAAACCCCAUGAAAGUAGAGAUCAGUGCUUCAAACUUCAUGGCCUUAGUGCAAAAACUCACCGGCCAAGACGCUGCUGAACUUCCCGAAGACCCCACCCUAUUCACCGACGCUAAUGAAUCUGUCGUCGUCUCCGCCGAAGACGGAGGCGAUCAAAGGGUACCCGACGCUGCAAAAAACACAACCUCCUCCGCUGCCGCCGACCAUGCACGGGUGGUCCUCCAACAACAGUACCCCGCCUUUACCGAUGAUAAUAUUAAUGCUCAAGGCGUCCCCUUCGAUAUCUACGACGACGACGUUUUUACACCCCAGAUGAUAGAGAAUUUUACUGGGUUAAUACCUCAAAGCCUUUUAAUAUGAAAAUGUUGUAAGCUCUCUUUAUUUUUAAGCCUUUUUAUUUACUGUUAUUUUUAACGUUAAAUUCCAGGCCUAAUUAACUAUUAAUCUCUUGUGAUAUUAUCAUUAUUUA